ACGGGGAAGAGAGCAGGCUGGCGCUGGGAGGGCGGCCUUGGAGUCCGCUGCGCCCCGCCAGGGUCAGAAGUUGGCCCGGUGUUUGUUCUUCCCGAGGAAAGAAAACCGCGGGAGAGCGCUGAGUGGCGGAGAACUACAUUCAGCCAGUGGGCAUGAAAAUGACUUUUAGAGGCUAUGUGCAAAAACCCUAGGUGUGUGGACAGAAGGGAGCCAGCCAGAAGGUUACAACAGGUCAAGAAUAAAUAACCACCAGGCGGAGGAUCCCAGAUUCUGUCCUUCCUUUUGUUGGGUGAGGAGCGCCAGGCACACGCGUCCACAAAGGCUUUGGAAAGAAGCGGUUCGGCAGUCCCCACGCGGCUCCAGUCCCGGCUGGAGGACUUACAGAAGAACCGAAGUGUCACCAGCGGGAGCACCACAAAUGUUUGCGACAGGUCAGGUUCUCUCUGAGGAAGAAGGAAAGCUUCAGAGAAGCAGGGGACAGAGCAGCAUUUUCAGCCUGUGACUCUGUGCUGACGAGUCUCCACGAUACAGUCUCACUCAUGCCACAGAUGGGGUGAAAGAGAGUGAAGCUCACUCAAACUUUGGGAAUAUUUAUUGCAAGAAAAGGACACACAAUAGACGUGCAGAGUACAGAGAGCUCGUAUUGGCUCUCUAGGAGGAUUUGACCAUCUGGAUAACAGCUUUGGAAAUCAUUUGGAUAAAUGAUACCAUUUGGAGGAGAGCCUUCCAAACUAAAUCUAAAUGCCAGAACCCCUUCAAGAAGUGGUACAGGCAUGGAUGGGAAGAAGUGCAGCGUAUGGAUGUUUUUACCUCUUGUAUUUACUUUGUUUACUUCAGCUGGCUUAUGGAUAGUAUACUUUAUAGCUGUGGAAGAUGACAAAAUUUUCCCAUUAAAUUCAGCUGAAAGGAAACCGGGCGUGAAGCAUGCACCCUAUAUAAGUAUUGCAGGUGACGAGCCUCCUGCAAGCUGUGUGUUUAGUCAAGUCAUGAACAUGGCAGCAUUCCUAGCUCUCGUGGUAGCUGUUCUGCGCUUCAUACAGCUGAAACCCAAGGUUUUAAAUCCAUGGCUGAAUAUUAGUGGAUUGGUGGCACUGUGUCUGGCCUCCUUUGGGAUGACCUUACUCGGUAAUUUUCAGCUCACGAAUGAUGAAGAAAUCCACAAUGUCGGAACUUCCUUGACCUUUGGAUUUGGCACGUUGACCUGCUGGAUCCAGGCCGCACUGACACUCAAAGUCAACAUCAAGAAUGAAGGCCGGAAAGUUGGAAUUCCACGAGUUAUUCUCUCAGCAUCUAUCACUCUCUGUGUGGUCCUCUAUUUCAUACUCAUGGCCCAAGGCAUCCACAUGUACGCAGCCAGGGUGCAGUGGGGUCUGGUCAUGUGCUUCCUGUCUUAUUUUGGCACUUUUGCUGUGGAGUUCCGGCAUUACCGUUACGAGAUUGUUUGCUCCGAGUACCAGGAGAAUUUCCUAAGCUUUUCGGAAAGCCUGUCCGAAGCUUCUGAAUAUCAAACCGACCAGGUGUAACCUAUCAGCUUUUCCUUGCCUGUGAGGUGGGUGUGCUGGGGGAAGGAGCCAGAAGGACACACCCACAGGACUUGGUCCAUAACCUCAUCACACAUUUUACACACACACACACACACACACGUUCAUGGCCACAUUUGCCAAAUGAGCUUUUCAGGGCAAGUUACUUCUUUAACGAAAAAGCACAAGCCCUUAUGUGUCGAAAUACCUGCUGUUACAUUGAAAAUAUAUGCACGACAGAGCAAGAAGCUUGUGCAUGAUCACUUCUCUUUUCCCUCUCUCCCCCAGUACUCCCUGCUCUUCUCAUUCUCUUCACGUAUUUCAGACAUUGUGAUCACCCUGCCACAGAGUAGGGCAGGCCAAAUGUAACAUGGGAAUAAUGCCAACUCCCAAAGUUGCCUUCAGAUCCAAAGGGCUUGGAACCAGCUCAUGAGGAAGUUCUGAAUCUGGCACUAAUACUCUUGAAUGGACUGAGUAUCAUCAAGAACUUCCCCAUAAAAACUCCCUUCAUCACUGUUCAGUGGUCAGCUGUGUGGAGUCAAUGAGAGGAAUAUGCUACAAGCCCACCACCAUGAUUUGGACUUUACUGUGACUGAGAAAUAUUUCCAAAUGUGAAUAUUCGUAGGGACGUGGUCUGCCAGGCAUGGAACAAGAUGGGGGCAGUGAGGGUAUGGUUUCGUUUUUGCUUCCAUAGUAUGCUAUGUACAGCUUUUGUUUUAUAUUUCAUAGUUUGCCUUCUUUUUUUAAGUAACUACCGUGGGUCUCUCAAGAGACAUGGACAAAGAAGAUGUAGGCCAAAUGAAAGAGCUGAGCUUGUUUUGGGUUCAACCAUGAUAAAAGCAAAAAAAAAAAAAA
Molecule: messenger RNA, 2375 nt
Organism: Zalophus californianus (California sea lion)
Lineage: Eukaryota; Metazoa; Chordata; Mammalia; Carnivora; Otariidae
Gene: TMEM150C
Product: transmembrane protein 150C
Exons: 9
Coding region: 702-1523 (273 amino acids)
Source: RefSeq, a predicted model, not a curated record